This is a messenger RNA of Condylura cristata (star-nosed mole), 6699 nucleotides long. It is a transcript of the gene MAP3K2, whose product is annotated as mitogen-activated protein kinase kinase kinase 2. The record is from RefSeq and is a predicted model, not a curated record. Lineage: Eukaryota; Metazoa; Chordata; Mammalia; Eulipotyphla; Talpidae. The transcript has 16 exons. Gene Ontology annotation, molecular function: protein binding; ATP binding; protein kinase activity. Gene Ontology annotation, biological process: protein phosphorylation. The coding region runs from base 77 to 1939 and encodes 620 amino acids.
UUUUACCUUCCAAGGCAAAAAAGAAUGCUGAUGGGAUAACCACUUCCCUAACUAUCGGAUUGUGGAGCUGGUUGCCAUGAUGGAUGAUCAGCAAGCUUUGAAUUCAAUCAUGCAAGAUUUGGCUGUUCUUCAUAAGGCCAGUAGACCUGCAUUAUCAUUACAAGAAGCCAGAAAAACAAAGUCUUUAUCCCCCAAAAAACAGAAUGAUGUCCGAGUAAAAUUUGAACAUAGAGGAGAAAAACGAAUCCUUCAAUUCCCCAGGCCAGUUAAACUAGAAGAUUUGAAGUCUAAAGCUAAAAUAGCUUUUGGACAGUCCAUGGAUCUACAUUAUACCAAUAACGAGUUGGUAAUUCCAUUAACAACCCAAGAUGACUUGGACAAAGCUGUGGAACUACUAGAUCGUAGUAUUCAUAUGAAAAGUCUCAAGAUAUUACUUGUAAUAAAUGGAAGUACACAGGCUAAUAAUUUAGAACCAUUACCAUCCCUGGAAGAUUUGGAUAACACAGUAUUUGGAGCAGAGAGGAAAAAACGGCUUUCUAUAAUAGGUUCCACUAGUAGAGACAGAAGCUCCCCUCCGCCAGGUUACAUUCCAGAUGAAUUACACCAGGUUGCCCGGAAUGGGUCAUUUACCAGUAUCAAUAGUGAAGGAGAAUUCAUUCCAGAGAGCAUGGACCAAAUGCUGGAUCCAUUAUCUUUAAGCAGCCCAGAAAAUUCUGGCUCAGGAAGUUGUCCAUCCCUUGAUAGUCCUUUGGAUGGAGAGAGUUAUCCAAAAUCACGAAUGCCUAGGGCACAGAGCAAUCCAGAUAAUCAUCAGGAAUUUUCAGACUAUGAUAACCCCAUAUUUGAAAAAUUUGGUAAAGGAGGAACGUAUCCAAGAAGGUAUCACAUUUCAUAUCACCAUCAAGACUACAAUGAUGGUCGUAAAACUUUUCCAAGAGCUAGAAGAACCCAGGGGACCAGCUUCCGGUCUCCUGUGAGUUUCAGUCCUACUGAUCACUCCUUAAGCACUAGUAGUGGAAGCAGUAUCUUUACCCCAGAGUUUGAUGAUAGUCGAAUCAGAAGAAGGGGAAGUGACAUAGACAAUCCUACUUUGACUGUAAUGGACAUCAGUCCUCCCAGCCGCUCACCUCGUGCUCCCACCAACUGGAGACUGGGUAAACUGCUUGGCCAGGGAGCAUUUGGCAGGGUCUACCUCUGUUAUGAUGUUGAUACAGGAAGAGAAUUGGCUGUUAAGCAAGUUCAGUUUGACCCUGAUAGCCCUGAAACCAGCAAGGAAGUAAAUGCACUUGAGUGUGAAAUUCAGUUGUUGAAAAACUUGCUGCAUGAGCGAAUUGUUCAGUAUUAUGGCUGUCUGAGGGAUCCCCAGGAAAAAACACUUUCCAUAUUUAUGGAAUAUAUGCCAGGGAGUUCAAUUAAGGACCAAUUAAAAGCUUAUGGAGCUCUUACUGAGAAUGUGACUAGGAAAUAUACCCGUCAGAUUCUGGAGGGCGUCCAUUAUUUGCACAGUAAUAUGAUUGUUCAUAGAGAUAUCAAAGGUGCAAAUAUUCUGCGAGAUUCAACAGGCAAUGUCAAGUUAGGAGAUUUUGGGGCCAGCAAACGACUUCAAACCAUCUGUCUUUCGGGGACCGGAAUGAAAUCUGUCACAGGCACACCAUACUGGAUGAGCCCUGAAGUAAUUAGUGGAGAAGGCUAUGGCAGAAAAGCAGAUAUCUGGAGUGUGGGCUGUACUGUGGUAGAAAUGUUGACUGAAAAGCCUCCUUGGGCAGAAUUUGAAGCUAUGGCUGCCAUCUUCAAAAUCGCCACUCAGCCAACAAACCCAAAGCUGCCACCUCAUGUCUCAGACUAUACUCGAGAUUUCCUCAAACGGAUCUUCGUUGAGGCCAAACUGAGACCUUCAGCUGAUGAACUCCUAAGGCACAUGUUUGUGCACUAUCACUAGCAGCCAGUAACCUCUCCUGUGCCUCUACCAGUCCCAUCUCUUCCUUCACCUUCUCUCUGACUGCACUUUUCUUUUUUAUAAAAAAAGAGAGAUGGGGAGAAAAAGAGACAAGAGGGAAGUACUUCUCUUGAUUCUUAUUUAAAUUUGCUUAAUAAUAGUAACCUAAAUUUUUUAUAUUUUUUUCCCUUACAAGAACUUGAAACCUUUUUUUUUUUUUUUAAUUUUUAUAAUAUACUGAUGUGGUUCAGAGAGAUAAAGCACUUUAGUACAUAGUCACUCUUUGUAGUAUAAACAAAUCAUGUGGAAUACCUAAAGAUUGUAGAGUCUUUCCCUGUGUCACUGACAGAUUGGUGGGGAUGGAAAGACAUGAAAAACAAGGAAAAGAAGAUGAUGUAUAAUUUGUAGUUUUUAGUAGUAGUAUUUAAAUUGAUCCUCAUUUGUAGGGUUGAGCCCUAACUUGAGUUUAGGGUAGGUACUCAAUUUAAAGAAUAUGGGUUCCUUCUUAUAUCUGUAUUCUUUAGAUCUUAACUUCUGUCUACCAAGCUUUUUGCUCAGUAGGAAUCUUGAUAGAAAAUAUGAAUUUUCAAGAGGUAUGUUUGUUAAUCCUACCAGUAUAAUAAGCAAAUACACUAUAAUAGAUCCAUGUUACUGGAAUCUGUAAACCUUGAGGGAUAACUUUCUGCUUUAAAAAAGAACAAAAACAAAAACAAAAAAGGUAUCUUAAAGCAGAUAUGGUAAACCAAUAAGUAAAUGCAAAUUGAAAGACAAAAGGAUGUUGUGUGAGCAAAAGAGACCACAUUUGCCAAUCAACAGAAAUAAUGGGGAAAAAAAGAACUAUGUGUAUUAUGAGAAAUGUUCUUGAACUGAGGGGGACUUCUCAAAAUUAAGGGAAAGGAGAAAUAAUCAAAAUCAUGUACACAGUCUUUCUAUUCUUACUUCCUGAUUCCCCCAUAGGUAGCAUCUAGGAAUUAAGAAUUUAAUUUGGAGUAUCCAUGUUUAAAGAUCGUGUCAUGAGAUAAAACCAUUGUUCUUGGAAUAACAGAAUAUUAUAGCACCUCAAAAGACAAUUAUGUGAAACUGGUUCUCUAGGGUAGCAUGGGGAUGAUUUCACUUGGCUUUUGUCAAUGCCUGCAGACAUUUUUGGUUUUCCUGCUAUGAGGAUGCUGCUGACAUCUAGUGGAGAGCGACCAGGAUUACUGCUGAAAAAACUGCAAUAUACAAGGAUAGCACCCCCUACUGCCCACAAAGAAUUGCCCUGCCCAAAAUGUCAGAAGUGCCAAAGCUGAAAAAUCCUGUUGUGUAGCCCUAGUUGCAAAAUGAAAACAGCCAUUCACAAAGCAGGGUCCUUAGAAAAAGUAAAUAUCAGAGAGGAAGUGAUAUAAUGCAAUAUGAGGGUUUUUACAAGAACAGAUAUACCUUUACUUCUAGUCAAAGGUGAAUGAUCACAACAAAUAGCAGUCCUUUCCUUAAGCUGCACUUGCACCCAAAUAACUAGUAACUUCAAUUUUAGAAACAUAAUUUAUUUUAAACAUAAAGCCCUUUGAACUCAACCAUCUGAAUAUACUUUUUCCUCAAAGCCAGUUCAUAAUUGUGGGAAAAGGAAGCAUAUUAAAGCAGAGUAUUAACUACUUCAUAGGAAGGUUAAAAUCCCCAGGUAUUUCUAGUAUAUUUCAUUCAUUAAGAGCAAGAGGCCAUUGAUGGAAAGUAGCAAUUGGGAAAAACCCCAGUAGCUCUAAUGGGAUUGUGCUACUGAAAAACCUGAGUGAUAGCAGUAAUUUGACCGCUUGAGGUUUUUUCAGCAUAUUAAAGCAAGUGCUAAGUACUUUAUUUUAAAGGUCUAGAAAAUAGUAGUCUUCCUGGAGUCCCUAAAUGUGAACCCUUUCAUGAGAUCCUUAAGGUACUUGGGUAUUUUUAUUUCCUAUUAGGUAUGCUUCAAUAUGGACUCUUUUAAAAUACUUUGUUUUUUAAGUUAGGAUAGAUCUUGGUUUACUUUGUGAAGGUCCAAUCUGGCAUUCUCUAUAGGGAAUUUGAAAUUCCACUAACUGGCCUGAAGAGAAGUCAAGCACAAAUAGAGUUGUUAAAGCAUCUAUCAGAGGAAGCAGCUUGCAAAGAAAGAAUGUGGAUUCGUGGCCCCACCCCUAAGGAAAUCUAUUGCCAAACUUGUUUAUAAAUAUAUCCCCCAAGGAUAUGGAUCUGUUAUCAUUUCCUUAUCUUUUAUGAGUGAGGGUAUCUCUUCUGCUUGAGCAAGAUGAUGGUAUUUAGGCCAGUGGGAUUUUUCUUCAUUUCUUUUGUCUUGUUUGAUUCUGGAUUUCCAUUUGAUUUUUUUUUUUUGGUCUGUCAGGGUAACUAGAAAUGCAGAAUAUGAGACAAAUGUUCUUUAGAGAUAAAUCUUGGGAGACUGUAAAACCCAAAGCAAAACUGCUUUUCAGCCUUUUUUUUUCCUCUUCUAAUGCUAUAGAAAAUAAAAUCACCUAAAAAAAAUACUACUAUAAUAACUGCUGCAGAAGACCUUUGUUUUAUAAGAAAAAUAUUAUUAGCUAUGGGAAAGUAUUGUUCUUUAUGUAAAGACUUUUAAAAUAGGCUAAUAGUUUAGAGAGUUAUUAUGUAAAAUGUGGUGUGAAUUUAUUUGAAAUGAGUUGUAAAGGUACCAAAUACCAUAAUAAAAGUUAAUAUAUUAAAAAACUACAAGAACAGAAAAGCUUGAAGUGGGUGGGGGUAUGAAAGAUCAAAAGGAAAUUUAAAAAAGGAAAUUUUGAAAGGAAAUACCUUUAUCAGGGACAGUUAAAUAUUAACACUCCAGUUUUUCUUUCUAAUAAUGGUGUGGACCUACAAACAAAAUUUAAGCUUUUUAAGAUGACUCUAAAUGUAUUUUGUUUUUUAAAUGCAUAAUUGAUUCUACUAUAGUGUAAUGUGUCUUUGAUGAGGCUGGAAAAUGACCAGACUGCUGACUUUGUGCCUUUAAAAUGCAUUCUGCUUUGAAUAGUGGCAGAUUUUUUGGUGCUGGAGAAGAUUCACUAGCAGUCUUAUGUGUGCUUUUCAGGAAAUAUCUUUCUACGUAGGCCUUGAGAGAUUCAAAAUAGCAUGGCUUAGGCUCGGACCAAAAUAUAAGAUCCUCUACAUUGCAAACAAAGUGUGUUGAAUAAAGGGAUUGAAGAAUACUAUAAUGGCUAGUAGAUACUAUGAUGGCCGAAAAUUCUUUGAACUGUCUACAGACUGAAAUUUUCAAUAUGAAUAUCUUGAAAACUUUCCAAGUUUCCUCAUUCAUAAAACAUGUUUCUAACUUGAAAAAUGGUUAGAGACUACUACUGCCUUAGAAAGUUUUCAAAGUUACAGUCAGUAAAUAAUUUAUGAAAUUGAAUUGUUAACAAAUGUGCUGAAGUUAAAAUUUAUUUCCAAGUAAAUUGGAGUGGCUAUCACUUAAGAAAGUCUUUAUGUUAUUCCCUAUAGAAACUACAUUUAAAAGAUGGAAUUAUUUCUUUAGCUUUUUGUUACUUCAGCUCAUACAAAUGUUGGGUCUGGUCUGUAGUAUUCUGAGAUACUAAGAAAGUCAAAUCUGAAUAGUUUAUAGAAAUUACCAAGCUUGAAUGCAAAAGCUAAGAUGUUUGCUAGAUCCAGACUCCUUGACCCCUGGCAGAGUUCUGUGCCAAUAAUUUUAUUUGGGGUCUGGAGACCAAAUUUAAUUAUAACAUCACCUGGUGUAAAUUAAGUAUAGCAGUGUAACAGUUUUUUGUUUUUUAAAAAAUAGGAUGAGUCUUUUUUAUUUGUUUAUUCAAUAAUUAUGGCUUAUUGUAUCAGGUACUAAAUUAACUUAUCAUUAAGGAGGUCAUGUCUAGGAGGAAAUAUGAGCAAACUACUAAUAGUAAUUUGGGUAAUCAUUGGCUUGUAUAUACUAAAGUGUUAUUCACAUUAGAGAUUAAAAAAUUUCCAAAUUGAAGGAAAGCCCACUAACCCAUAAGACAGAGAGCCUCUCUUCUCAAGACUCUCUUAACCCUACUUGUCCAAGUGAAGGGGACAUUUAUCCCAUAACAUAGUGGGUUUUUUCCUGCUGUUUUUCUUUUUGAAGAAAAGAAUAUUUUCUUUUGGCCCUAAUUGUUAAAAUACCCAAAACAUUUGAUAGAAAUUGAAUUCUGUCAACAGGGUUAUUUAAGUUUGGUCUUUGUUACAAAUCAGAUGUUCAUAUUUAUUAGAGUUUUAAGAUUAGUUAAAUGUUAAUGAAAAGAAUAUUGUUAAUUUUUGGUCGUGCCUUUUUCUCUUUAUGCCUUAAUUUUAUUUUAUAUCAAGAACAAUUCAUGUUGCCCACUGAAAUGAAGGUUUUACCCAAAUCAGUAGAUUUUAAAAGUUCAUUUGGCCUUAGACUGUGUAUUGACUCUUAAAUACUUGUUAAUGUCAGUUUCCUCCUCUUCCCUUUUCUACCUCCUUUUUUUUUAUGUUAGAAGAGAAACAUUAACAUUAAUCUGUGAUAUACACACUUCAGUUUCUACUAGAAGUGAACUUCUAAGAUAAGAGGUAUUCUAAUUCUGAAGAGACAUAGAAAAUUGUUUUUCAGGUUGAAAAAUUUUGUCCGAAUUCUUUGUAUAUCAUGAUUCAAUUACGAUUUAUAGCAGAGCUAGAAUGGUUAUUUUUGCCCUGAGCUUGUUUAAAUGGUUUACAAAUGUUAAGGUCAUGUGAGUUAGGGCAAUGAACAAGAAAUCCAGGGAUAGUGAAUUCUAAUCCUUUCUAAGUAACAUUUUGAGUAAACUCUAGCUUACUUUUCUGUGAAG